UGGGACACAGCAGGACAGGAGAGGUUCCAGAGCAUGCACGCGUCCUACUACCAUAAGGCUCACGCUUGCAUCAUGGUGUUUGAUGUGCAGCGGAAAGUCACCUACAAGAACUUAAACAGCUGGUACAAGGAGCUGAGAGAAUUCCGCCCAGAGAUUCCUUGCAUUGUGGUGGCAAAUAAAAUUGAUGCGGAUAUGAAGGUGACGCAGAAAAGCUUCAACUUUGCCCGGAAGUUCAAUCUGCCCUUUUACUUUGUGUCUGCUGCAGAUGGCACCAAUGUAGUGAAGGUUUUCAAUGAUGCCAUCAAACUGGCCGUUGCUUACAAACAAGAUUCAGGAGAUUUCAUGGACGAGGUCAUGCGAGAGCUGGAGAGCUUUGACCUGCAGAAGAAUGAGGAUUUUUCGGAUAAAGAGGAGACCUGCCCUGAAGAGAAACCCCCAUCUGCCUAA
Molecule: messenger RNA, 447 nt
Organism: Merops nubicus (carmine bee-eater)
Lineage: Eukaryota; Metazoa; Chordata; Aves; Coraciiformes; Meropidae
Product: rab-like protein 2A
Exons: 5
Coding region: 34-447 (137 amino acids)
Cellular component (GO): endosome; Golgi apparatus
Molecular function (GO): GTP binding; GTPase activity
Source: RefSeq, a predicted model, not a curated record